CUUUCAAUUUAAUUUUAUAACUUAAUUUAUACAGAAUAUUGUAUGAAAAUUUAAAUUUAAAAAGACAUAUAUAAGAAUACAUAUGUUUUACAACACCCACGGGCAGAAAUUAGGAAAAAAGUGUGCCUAUUCUAAGCUACGCUCCAAAAAACCGCCUUUUCCCAGAGAACGCGUCAUAUGACGUAAGGACAGGCAAACAUAGGCGCUGCCGCCCUCGUUCUCAGUGUGGGUUUACGUAGUCUGAGAGGUGGAAACAGAAAAUAGAGAUUGUCGUUAUCGUUAUUAUAGUUAUAGUAGGUUUGAGUUGUCACAAUGGUGAAUUCUUGUGUUUGUUUUGGAUGCAACAACUCCAACUUGUCUGGCCAUCGGGUCCACCGAUUUCCAAACAAGAAACACAAAGAUUUCCGUGGUUGGAUACGUUUCGUCCAGGCAAAGAGAAGCAAUUUCGCUGCCUCCUCGUUGACAAGACACACGGUGGUAUGUGAAAAACACUUCACACAGGACAGCUACAACCAAGGAGAUCUUAUGGAAUUUCGCAUGGGAUUUCGACGAAAAGAGUGGGUUAGGCUGGCAAAUGGAGCUGUGCCAUCGGUGCAUGCAAGUCCACCUGCAAAAUCUGGCGGGAGUGAAGAGUCUAACGUUAAUGUUAGCACUAGGAGAGAAUCUGCGCGUCGAAAACGGGAGCUUUGCACAAUUUUGGGAGAGAGUGCUGCCAGCAAAGACGGGGCGGGUGCAACUGCCACUUCAGAUCCUGAAGAUGAUGGAGAUGGAGACAUCUCUACAGUGGACCCUGAGCCAGAAGUGGUCCAUCGUGGAUCACAGUGCAACAUAAGAUUUUUACAUCGUUCAUUAGGUGUUCAGGUAAAGCCUCAGAUGGUGGAUGUGGGGACUCAAACCGAAAGGUUUGAGCAUCGCAGAUCAACUCCACUGGCCAGUCCUGAACAAAGUGAUGAUGAAUGGUCAUUUUCUGAUAUCAUCAAUCAUUCUGGUGAUAUGUCAUGGAGUCCAGGGGAGGAGAUGUUGAGCGAGUCCUCUGAGGAGGAACCAGAAGAGCUGGAAUCUCUCAGUGACCCAAAUGCUGUUGACAAGUUCAUUGUUUGCCAGAGGCAGUUGCUGUCCUUGUUCACGGUUUGCUCUGCAUGCUGCGGGGAAACCCAGGGACACAUAAUGCACCCGGAAGGAACUUUCAUAAAAGUCAAGCAGGCCUGCGGAACUUGUGGUUAUGAACGUUACUGGCAAAACCAAGAGAAGGUGCAUCGAAACAUGCCUGCCUGCAACCUUUUACUCAGCGGUGCCAUCCACUUCUCAGGUUGCAUGGCUACUCAGACAAUCAGGAUGCUGAAGCUGUUUGGACUGCAGUGCAUAAGUCCCGGGACUUUUUUCCGCCAUCAGCGCUAUUACACUAUCCCUACCAUCGUGCAGGCCUGGAGGACUGAGCAGAGGGGGAUCAUCAGGGAGUUGAAGGAGACUGGGGGUGGAUUGAUCCUGUCUGGUGACUGCAGAUCAGAUUCUCCUGGACACUGUGCCAAAUAUGGUAGCUACUCCUUGAUUGAGGAUCGAAUUAACAAAGUUUUGGAUGUUCAGCUUGUCCAAAGCUCAGAAGUCCCAAGCAGCUCUUGGUGUGAGCUAGAGGGUCUAAAGCGGAGUAUGCAGUUCCUGAUGGACCAAGACAUGCAAGUAUCUGCUCUGAUAACAGACAGAAAUCGGCAGGUGGCCAAGUGGGUACGUGAGAAAAUGUGUUCAGAAGGAACAAGGCAUUUCUUUGACGUCUGGCAUAUUGGGAAAAGUGUACAGAAAGCACUGGAUGCUGCUGCAAAAGAGAGGGACUGUGAGGAUCUGAAGCUGUGGAGGCCAGCCAUUAUCAACCAUCUCUACUGGACCGCAGCUUCCACCCCUACAGGAGAUCCAGAUGAGGUGCAGGCAAAAUGGCAGAGUAUGAUAAAUCAUGUACAGGACAUACAUGAACACAGCACUCCUGCAUUUACCAGCUGCGCACAUCCACCGUUGGAAGGAGAGGCAAGAAACAAGGAGUGGCUGGAACCAGGAUCACCAGCAGCCACUAAACUGGAGAGUGUAGCUGCCAGGAAAGCACUGGUAAAGGAUAUUCGACAAUUGUCACCUCAGCAUCAGACAUUCUCCCUGGAGGCCUACCAUUCCCUCAUUCUGCACUUUGCUCCCAAACACACUGGCUUUUCUUUUCUUGGGAUGUACAGCAGACUUCUCUUGGCAGCCCUACAUUUCAAUAGUAAUGGCAACCGAGAUGUAGCGCGAACUAGUGAGGGUGAGGGACGCUAUGCUGUUCGCUACCCACGGUUUCGGAAAGGUGGCUGGGUAGUCCACCCCAUCAAGGAGAAACCAUCUUACGGAUACGCAACAAAUCUUAUGGUCUCUCUGGUAGAGGAAUACUGCAAGUCACCACAGGCCCUACAAGAAAGCAGUGCCGUCUUGUCCUCUGCUGCACCGCCCCCCCUCACCUCUUCCCUCCAGAAGGUUGCCAAGGAUGAGGCAGUCAGCCUCCAUCUCGCACGACACUCACGUUUUAACAUGUAAUAAAAGAUCAAUUUUAACAGUACAGUUUGUUUCUGUAAGGGAAACAGGUCAAUU
This is a messenger RNA of Carassius auratus (goldfish), 2604 nucleotides long. RefSeq lists its product as uncharacterized. Lineage: Eukaryota; Metazoa; Chordata; Actinopteri; Cypriniformes; Cyprinidae. The record is from RefSeq and is a predicted model, not a curated record. Bases 313 to 2550 code for a protein of 745 amino acids. The transcript has 12 exons.